Molecule: messenger RNA, 1254 nt
Organism: Effrenium voratum
Lineage: Eukaryota; Dinophyceae; Suessiales; Symbiodiniaceae
Source: the annotation of a GenBank genome assembly
GCUCCGCACAUUCCGGCACGGCCUACUGCCUGGAUGCAGGCGUCGGCUUCGGCUCUGCGGGAGGCCAACGGUGCCAUCAGCGCCUUGGGAAGGCAGAAGCGCUGGCAACACGCCCUGCAGCUGUUCCAGGAAGUGUCUGGAAAGCUCCGCCUGAGCGCAGUGUCCUACGGAGCCUGCAUCAAUGCCUGUGGCCGGGCACGUGAGUGGCAGAGGUGCCUGUUGUUGCUGGACCAGCUGGAGGCGUCACUUCUGGAAAUUUCCGCCGUGGAGUUUUCGGGGGCGCUCAGCGCCUGCGAGGGGCAGAAGGGGCUAGAGGUGUUCCAGCGGAUGUGUCGGCGAGGGGUGGAAUUGGACGCAGUGGCCUUCAAUGGGGCGCUCAAGGCCUGCGAGGGCCGUUGGCGCCAAGCACUGGCGCUACUGGAGGAGAUGCAGGAGCGGCAGCUGUUUCCCACGCUGGUGAGCUUCAGCAGUGCUAUCAGCUGCUGUGAGAAGGCCCACGAGGACGAUAAGGCGCUGCAGCUUCUUGAUGCGAUGCGACAGGCAGGGCACCAGCCGAACGAAAUCUGCUUCAGUGCCGCGAUGAGCGCCUGUGAGAAGGGCCAGCAGUGGCUCGUGGCUGUUCGGCUGCUGGGGUCCCUGGCCGAAAGCGGCGGCCGGGUGGACGUGGUCGCGCUGGGCGCUGCUCUGGCGGCGCUGGGGGUGGGCCAGCGCUGGCGCAACGCCCUGCAGCUCGCGCAGGGCGCGGCCGCUUGGGGCUUGGCUCAGAACCGGGUCUGUGGGAACGCGUUGCUCUCAUCCUGCGAGAAGCCGCUGCAGUGGCAGCGGGCGCUGCGCUUGGCGGUCGCCAGGGACGCGGAUGUGGUGACCUACAGCAGCGCGGUGAGCGCCAUGGAGAAGAGCCAGCGCUGGGAAUGCGCGCUGGGCCUGCUCCAGCUGUGCCCGCCGAGCUUGGUGGCCUUCGAUGCUGCGGUGAGCGCCUCGUCUGGACGGUGGACACUGAGCCUGCAGCUGCUGAGGCGCCUGCGUGUCCUGCGGCUGGCGCCCAACGGGGUCACCUACACCGCCGCCCUGGAGGCCUGCGGCCGCGCGCCGGCGGUGCUGGCGCUGCUGUGCGAGAUGCGCGCCAGCCGCUGCGGCCUGGACGUGGUGGCGUACUCCCAGGCCGCCGAGGCCUGCGAGGCCUGCGGAGAUCCCUCCGCACUGCUGGAGUGGCUUGCCAACUGCGAGCGCAGCAGCCUGCUUCUGCUCUCCUAG